CAUCCUCAUUCCAUUAUCCAUUCCAAUUCCACCCUUGAACCAAACAAGCCCUGAGUGUGUAGAUCUAAUUGAUUUGCUUGUCACAUCAUAUUUUGUUCUUCUUUAGCUCUAUGUACAGUCUAGGAGUAAAAUUCAUAAUUUGAUCAUUUGGGAACCAUGAAUCUAGGACUUCACAUUGUUACAUAUUGUAAGGUUGUUUAUGGGUCUUACUAUAGCAAUGAUUCUGUAACUUGACCUAUUGAUUGUGGUGGUAGAUAAUACAAGAAUUACAGCGUAAAAGAGGUUGAAACUUUGUUGGUAAUUAAUAGAACUGCCAAUAAAAUUGGGGAAAUGAACAUAGUUAUGAUAUAUUUGAAAUAAGUGAAGAUGACAUAGCCCUUCUCAGAUUUGUAUAUAUUUGAAAUAAGUGAAGAUGACAUAGCCCUUCUCAGAUUUGUAUGCUUUUUAUAGAGAGACUAGUUUCAAAGAAAGCAGAGUUUCUGUUUGGAAUGACUAUGCCACAAAUUCUUGAAGAACUAGACUUACAAAUUUAUUAGUAAUUGCAAACCAAGCUCUUAACUGCUGGUGCACCCAUCCUAGCUAUUCACCAUGAUGAUUAAGCACAAUUUGGAUUGCAGCAGACCAUAUCCUGCCCACCAUUAUAAGCAGUUUGUUGGGCGUAAACAACUCGAGAUUCUUAAGGUCACUAACUAGUGAACUAGCUCUUAUAUACCUAAGUACCUGUCAUCUCUCUGUGUAGAACUAUUCGGGUGUCACAAGCUUCUACCAUUUUGUCCCACAUAUUCUCGUCAAGCCCCGCUAACUCUGUCCAAGACCACUAAGCCAUUGUGAUUCUACAAAUAGCCGCUUAAAGUUCAAGAGGUAUAGCGCUUUGUUUCAUAUAGUACUUAGUUCUCAUACUUCCGAUCGGUAGCUUGCUUUGUUACUACAUGUAACGUGUCAUACUUAUCUAACUAGUAUAAGUGGUUUGUUGGGCCUAAACAACUGGCCAAAAUGCUUAAGCCCAAGUAACUAGAACUUGUGAACUAGCUUUUAUAGCAAGCAGUGCCCAUCAUCUUCUCAUGUGAGGUCACUGGAGUUCCACUCUAUGGCAUACAAUGGUGCAGGUUUUAGAUGUGAAGUGAAAAUGCUACGAUUGAUAUUUGGUAUAAUAAUCUGUUUCUGCUUGAUUACUGAGUGCAUAUCAAGUCAGGACAAUUAUGUUGCACUCCAAUUUGACCUGUGUUUGGGUGAAUUAGCCUUAGCAUCUUAAAAUGGCGGAUGGUCAUGAAACAGAUAAGAACAUCGAGAUAUGGAAGAUCAAGAAAUUAAUAAAGGCACUGGAAUCUGCGAGGGGUAAUGGCACAAGCAUGAUCUCUCUCAUAAUGCCCCCCCGUGAUCAAAUCUCUCGAGUCGCCAAGAUGUUGGGUGAUGAAUAUGGAACUGCUUCUAACAUCAAGAGCAGAGUCAACAGGCAAUCUGUUUUAGCAGCCAUCACUUCAGCCCAGCAGAGGUUAAAACUGUACAACAAGGUCCCCCCCAAUGGCCUUGUUCUCUAUACUGGAACUAUUGUUACCGAAGAUGGAAAAGAAAAAAAAGUCACUAUUGAUUUCGAGCCUUUUAAGCCCAUUAAUGCAUCGCUAUAUCUUUGCGAUAACAAGUUCCAUACAGAGGCUUUAAAUGAGCUUUUGGAAUCUGAUGACAAGUUUGGUUUCAUAGUUAUGGACGGUAAUGGAACCCUUUUUGGCACAUUGAGUGGCAAUACACGUGAGGUACUUCACAAAUUCACUGUUGAUCUCCCAAAAAAGCAUGGGAGAGGAGGACAAUCGGCACUUCGUUUUGCUCGUCUUCGGAUGGAAAAGCGUCACAACUAUGUUAGAAAGACAGCUGAGCUUGCCACCCAGUUCUUCAUAAAUCCUGCCACAAGCCAGCCGAAUGUAGCUGGACUGAUUCUUGCCGGUUCAGCUGAUUUUAAAACAGAAUUGAGCCAGUCGGACAUGUUUGAUCCCCGUCUUCAAGCCAAAAUCCUCAAUGUGGUUGAUGUUUCUUAUGGUGGAGAGAACGGUUUCAACCAAGCCAUCGAAUUAUCUGCAGAGAUUCUAUCCAAUGUGAAGUUUAUACAGGAAAAGCGCCUGAUAGGAAAGUACUUUGAAGAAAUUAGCCAAGACACAGGGAAAUAUGUUUUUGGUGUGGAUGACACUCUAAAGGCUCUUGAGAUGGGUGCUGUUGAGACCCUGAUAGUUUGGGAGAAUCUGGAUGUCAAUAGAUAUGUGCUAAAGAACAGUGGCUCAGGUGAGAUUGUCAUAAAGCAUUUGAACAAGGAGCAAGAAACCGAUCAGAGCAAUUUCCGCGAUCCUACAAACAAUGCAGAAUUAGAGGUCCAGGAGAAGACAUCUCUGCUGGAAUGGUUUGCGAAUGAAUACAAACGUUUUGGUUGCACUCUCGAGUUUGUGACCAACAAAUCUCAAGAGGGAUCACAGUUCUGUAGAGGAUUUGGUGGCAUCGGUGGCAUCUUGAGGUAUCAGCUCGAUAUGAGGUCCUUUGAUGAGCUGUCUGAUGAUGGAGAAGUGUAUGAAAACUCUGAUUAGCAAUUAGCCAAACUGGCGCCAGAGCUGGCCCACAGGAAGAUUUCUAUUGCCACAGCUGCUCAGUUUUGCUUGAGAGAUCUUCGUCGACUACAAAAUAUGCUAUUAAGGAUCUCAGAUUGGGCAAGAAAACAUUCAAUGGGCCAGCGGAAUGGAUCGACUUUCGGGGAUAAAUUUCACAAUGGGAUCUACACAUUUCCUUGUUGCAAGGUGUUGAAGAUAUUUCAACUUUCCUGAUCUGUGGGACUUCAGCAAGUUUCUGUGUGUUCUAUUUUCUUUCACUGCUGUGUGUUGCUUGACUAUCUGUUUUCUCACAACUUGUUAAGUAUAUGCAGAUACCUGGAUUGCGCCUGUGCUUUUAAAUUGUAUAUCGGAAAUGGUUUGUGAUACUUAGCCAGCCUUUUGUGCUGCAACUUUAAUUAAGCAUGCUUUUUGUGUGCAUAUUUGCAUAGGCAAUUGGAAGAAA
Messenger RNA from Ananas comosus (pineapple), 3030 nucleotides. Its product is annotated as eukaryotic peptide chain release factor subunit 1-3. Gene Ontology annotation, cellular component: cytosol; translation release factor complex. Gene Ontology annotation, biological process: cytoplasmic translational termination. The transcript is spliced from 3 exons. The coding region runs from base 1254 to 2567 and encodes 437 amino acids. Gene Ontology annotation, molecular function: sequence-specific mRNA binding; translation release factor activity, codon specific. The record is from RefSeq and is a predicted model, not a curated record. Lineage: Eukaryota; Viridiplantae; Streptophyta; Magnoliopsida; Poales; Bromeliaceae.